This is a messenger RNA of Punctularia strigosozonata HHB-11173 SS5, 642 nucleotides long. RefSeq lists its product as uncharacterized. The annotation marks the transcript as partial. The record is from RefSeq and is a predicted model, not a curated record. NCBI's taxonomy places the organism in Eukaryota, Fungi, Basidiomycota, Agaricomycetes, Corticiales, Punctulariaceae. The transcript has a single exon.
CUCAAGAUGCUCCUUCCACAUGGCGUUCCGACGCUGGAGGCCAUGGCCACGAAAAAUUUCACUCGCCCCGAUAACGUAUUCCUCUCUGACAGCUUGAUGGACAGAUGCGCCAAGUGCACGACGGCUCCAGGACAAAGACCGCCGAAGACGGACCACAUACCAAUAAUAUGGGACAUCGAACUCUCACUCAAACGCAAGGAAUACCGUCCGCGCCUCGCAUGGGCAUUGGUCGACUGGGAGGAAUACCGCGAGAAGCUUGAAAAACGACUAGAACCGCACCCCUACCCGGAGGAGAUCGAGAAUAUAGAAGAAUUCCAGGAAGUUCUAACAACACUCCAAAAAGCGAUUCAGGAGACGACCGACGAAUGCGUCCAACGCCACAAGAUCGUACCGUAUACCAAGAGAUGGUGGAACAAAGACCUCAACGAGAAACGCAAGCUUGCGCGCCAACUCGGCAAGAAGUCAUACCACUGCCGCCUCAACGGACGCGACCCCAUACACGAAGAAUAUCGACGGGCCAGGAACGACUACACCAACUCGAUCAAACGCGCGAAGAAAGAAUGCUGGACGCGAUGGUUGGAAACGGUGAAUGACCUAACAAUGUGGCAGACCAGCUCUUUCAUUAGCUCCCCUUCCACAGAU